Molecule: messenger RNA, 2186 nt
Organism: Lagopus leucura (white-tailed ptarmigan)
Lineage: Eukaryota; Metazoa; Chordata; Aves; Galliformes; Phasianidae
Gene: NSUN3
Product: NOP2/Sun RNA methyltransferase 3
Exons: 6
Coding region: 1-1089 (362 amino acids)
Biological process (GO): rRNA methylation
Cellular component (GO): mitochondrial large ribosomal subunit
Molecular function (GO): methyltransferase activity
Source: RefSeq, a predicted model, not a curated record
AUGAGGCUGCCCCAGGCGGCAGGUCGCCUGCUGCCGCCGCUCCCCACCGGGGUCGGUCUGCUCCGGCGACGCGGGGCCGCCCAGACGCCGGAGCAGCUGGAAAAUAAAACCAAAGGAAAGCUCCAAAAGCAAAUCUGUCAAGUUGUUCUGGACCACUUUGAGAAGCAGUACUCGACAGAGCUGGGAGAUGCAUGGAGCAGCAUCAGAGAGGUACUCACAUACCCAUCGUACUGGCAGCACGCUGUCCUGCUCAACAAAUUCAGCCAUACUGCUGACCUGGAGGACACCUUGAAUGCACAGGGAUAUCAUCCUGCCUUCAGAGGAACUUUGCCCUAUCUUCCAAGAUCACUGAAGUGUUAUGUCAGUAGAACUCCUAGGAGGUUCCCUUCACAAAAACACCAGACUGGUAAACUGAAAGAAUAUUAUCUACUCAACGCUGCUUCUGUGUUACCAGUGCUGGCUUUAGAGGUGAAGGAUGGGGAAGAUGUUUUGGAUCUCUGUGCUGCGCCAGGGGGUAAAUCAGUAGUGAUCCUGCAGUGUGCCCGUCCAGGUCAGUUUCACUGUAACGAGUAUGAUGAGUUGAGAUCAAGAUGGUUGAAACAGACAAUGGAAUCCUUCAUCCCAGAUCCUCUGUUUAACUUAAUAACUGUCUCUAACCUAGAUGGUAGACAGAUUGGAGAACUUAAGCCUGAGUUCUAUGACAAGAUACUGGUUGAUGCUCCUUGUUCAAAUGACAGAAGUUGGUUAUUCUCUUCUGAUAUUCAGCAAGCUACACUUAGGUUACUACAAAGGAAUCAGUUACCUGUUCUGCAGUUCCAGCUGCUAAGGUCUGCUAUUAAAGCACUGCGUCCUGGUGGAUCAUUGGUCUACUCUACUUGCACUCUCUCAAAGGAAGAGAACAGCAAUGUAAUAAAUCUCAUUCUGAACUCCUGCACUAAUGUUAUUCCUGUAAAUAUAAGUGAAAUUGCCAAAGCUGUUUCCCAGGAAUUCACUUUUCACAGUGCUACACAACAGCAUGAACUUCUGGUUCUGCCAGAGAAAGGGAGAGCAUGGGGUCCAAUGUAUGUAGCUAAAUUAAGGAAAAUGUAGUCCGCUUGAUGCCCGUUAGUUUAUUCACUAAUCAACGAAACUGUAUUUGUUUCUACUAUACUGUGUGUGUUUGAACACGCACAUGUCCAAGUCAAUUGAAUUUCGAGUUUCGCUGUUUUGUGUAUGGAGCUCCCUAAUAAAAUGUAAAUGAAAUGUAACCUGGUUACCUAAAAAUACAAAAUGUGUUUUUUAACGUGGGCGUGUGGGCUAAAUCAGAGCCUGGCAGUAUUUUCCAGGUGAUGCUCUUAAAUGGAUUUGUAUUCCUGAAUAGAGGCCUGUGUGGUUCUUUUUGUACUGUUUUUAAAUUACUAAUUCUGAUGAAAUAGAGUAUAUUUUUCAAAAAUGGUUUGAAUGGUGCCUGCUUCUGAAGUCUUGGAAAUCCUGCAUUUAUUCUUGAAGAUACCUUGAAAUGUGUUAUCUUGAAAUGUGUUUUCUUGUAAGAGCUGCUUUGUAUGCAAAGUUGGUCAUCUUAAGCUCUGACUAUUCCUAGCAGUGGCAAAACAGGUUUAAUAUUAGUUAGGUUGUUUAAUGGUUGAAAACUGUCUUAUGUUUAGCUGCUGACCUUUGCAUCUAUAUAUCAGCACCAGCCUUUUUUAGCUUGCAAAAAUAAUUUAUAUUUUUGAAAGGUCUCUGUAACAGUUGACUUAGAUGUGUUUAGCUUUGAUACUUAGUUUGUGACAUAAUGCAGUAUAUUGAGCUGGCUAUGAGGCACAUAGAACCAGAAUGAUUAAUAACUGCAGUAGUGGUAUCGUAUUCAGACAGUUCUAUUACGUGAUUGCAGUAAUUAUGAACAAAACAAUCUGAAGAGGUGGCUUAUAUCCCAAGUUGAGGAACUUUAAAUGAAUUUGUGAUGGUACAUCUGUGGUGUGUACAGGAGAUUCAAUGAGAAGAAUACGUAUUAAUGUUCUCUUAGGUUUCCUCAGUUCUGCUGUGCAGUGCUGUAGAGAAAUAUGGUAGUAUAGGCAGGUAUAUACAUGUUCAUGCAUAUAUACACAUGCAAACUGUAUUUUCACGUAUACUGUCGAUGGACUGAGUGUAUAAAGCACUGAUUUGUCAGUGCUUGGCUUUUGCCUCUGAAUAAAUCAUGUAACAGUGUA